AUGAGUCAGAGUGCCCGGCCCGUCGUCGGUUUGCCAUCACCAGAGGGCUCACUGGAGCCGCCCGACGGCCGGAUCGCGCACACCCUCACGGCCUGUACGAGAUGCCGACAGCGCAAAUCCAGAUGCGACCCCGGAAUCCCUCGAUGUGCUCCCUGCGAACGGAGCAAUGCCAAGUGCGUCUAUUACGACUCCACCCGUGACACCACCAUCCCAAGGACGUAUAUCGUAUCGCUGCGGGAAAAGGCCCGCGCCCUCGAAAAUGAGCUCGCUCGGGCCGAGAAGGAUAUACAGCAUGCCGCCGACGCGGAGUUGAUGGUACGGGGCGCUGGACGCAUCCGCUUCAACCAGCAUGACGAGCCUCGAUACCUGGGACCCUCGAGCGGUAUCGCCAUGAGCCGCCUGGUCAUGGAGAUCGCCAAGCAAAACACCGAGUCGAAAAGUAUCAAGGAUGUCGUACCCGAGUUGACGGCCCAGGAAAUCAAGGCAGCAUUUGCGCAAGAGGACUCCAAACCGACAUCCAAGGUGUAUCCCAUGAUCAGCUCACUUGCCGCGGACGAGCUUCCUCAGGAUAGGACUGUGAUCUACAGGCUGAUAGAUCUCUACAUAUUAAAAGCACAAAGACUUCUUCCAACAUUACACGAACCAAGCUUCCGCAGGGAAGUCGAGGAAGUGCUCAACGGCUCGACCGAUCCCUGCUAUAACUUUCAAAUACGCAUGGUCCUUGCCGUCAGCAUGCAGAAGACUAGCCCGGACUAUGCCGGCUUAGCGGACAGCUACUACUUGGCCGCCUUGCCAUACCUAGAACCGGUUCUGAAGCAAAUGGAUUUGAGGGCACUGCAGUGUCUAGUCUUAAUUGCUCAAUAUUCCAUGUUGACUCCUACUCGCACAGCUGCCUACUGGGUCGUGGGGACUGCGGUCAAGCUAUGCCAGGACCUGGGGUUAACAGAAGAGGCCACCAUCACCAAGUCUCCUUGUGGCCAACUUUUGAACCCUUUAGAAAUUGACAUGCGUCGAAGAAUGUUCUGGGUCGUAAUUUCCAUGGAAUUUGGGCUUUCUCAUAGCCUGGGACGUCCCUGUUGCUACAGCAUCGCACACGACAAUGUCGAUGUCAAGUUUUUCGAGCUGGUGGAUGAUCGCUAUAUCACCGCCGAAGGCAUCACUCCUGGUGCAAAACCCGUCCUCUCCAAAUGCGUCUCUGUUCACUUCCUCAAAAUGCGUCUGUUACAAUUAGAGGGUCGACGAGUGCUCUACUUGAAUCGACGUGAAACACCCGUCGAUGAUCAGGACCCGUGGUUCACCCAAAUGCAGGCAAAGAUGGACCACUGGAUGGACUCCUGCCCGAGGAACGAUGAUGGUAGUGGGCUCAAUGUGAACUGGUUCGAAGGUAGACGAAAUACCAUUAUCUGUCUCAUGUAUCGGCCAUCACCUCAGAUACCCGAGCCGUCUGUCAAUGCGGCAAAGAUCUGCUAUGACGCGGCUGUUUUCAACAUCGCCAUGCAUAAAGAGCAAACAAUCACGGGCUCUGUCGACUUGACAUGGAUUUUCACUCAGUCCCUCUUCAUGGUUUUAAACACUGUUCUCUGGACUCUGUCUUAUCCUGAAAUCCGCAAGGAGCAUCCUAUUGAGGAGGUUCAGGGUUACUUGGAUACAGCUCUUGAGGUGAUUGUCUUCGCGGCUGAACGAUGGCCGGGUGUCCAGUCUGCAUUGCUCCUUUACAGACGUCUCAUCGUGGCCUGUCUAAAGGCCUAUCAAACCGAAGAAUCAUUCGUCGUACAUUCGCCAUCCAAUCACCCGACUCCGACUUCUUCUCAAGAUGUCAUGACUCCUCCGGCAAUGUCCAGCCCCUCCAGCACCACGACUGCUUCCUACUACUCACAAGGCUAUAGAUUCAAUGGAAUGCCUUUAACUGAUGAAAGCCCUUCAGUCGGUACCCUUUCACGGGGUCAUUCUGCUGACCCUACCGUUCCGUUCCCGCAACCGGUUCAAGAACCCACUCCUCCAGUCUAUGCACCGGACCCAGUCAAGUCGACACCAAUUGCCCCUACAGUGCCAACAUAUGGCAUUCAACCACCGCCUGCGGCGCCGGAGAUCGGGUCUCAAUUCACCUCUCACGACUUCGGAAUACCUAAUGACCUAUUCUCUGAUAUUCUCAUUGAUCCCACUACUCCUUACAACCCCAUGCCCUCAGGAAUUCCUGGUGUCCAAGGAUGGGAUCCUCACUUCUCCCUUGCCUCGACCACAGCUGGUCAUCUGGCUUAUAUCGACGCCGCGGUCGACCCAAUGCAAUGGACGACUUCUAUCUCAGACCAGUACUCUCAGUACUUCGCCACACCUUUCCCAUCCGAGUCUUGGCGUGAGCGCACGCUCAGUCAGCAGGAGCAGAUUGAACUGAUGGCAUCACUGGAACAGAACAUUCCGGACGUCUCUGCUCAGCUGGUGCGCGAGUCUCAUGCCUUCUACCAGUCAUGA
This is a messenger RNA of Penicillium maclennaniae, 2469 nucleotides long. RefSeq lists its product as uncharacterized. Bases 1 to 2469 code for a protein of 822 amino acids. Gene Ontology annotation, molecular function: zinc ion binding; DNA-binding transcription factor activity, RNA polymerase II-specific; sequence-specific DNA binding. The transcript is spliced from 4 exons. NCBI's taxonomy places the organism in Eukaryota, Fungi, Ascomycota, Eurotiomycetes, Eurotiales, Aspergillaceae. The record is from RefSeq and is a predicted model, not a curated record. Gene Ontology annotation, biological process: DNA-templated transcription; positive regulation of transcription by RNA polymerase II.